Erinaceus europaeus (western European hedgehog) is the source of this 1537-nucleotide messenger RNA. RefSeq names its product insulin like growth factor binding protein 1 (gene IGFBP1). Gene Ontology annotation, biological process: regulation of insulin-like growth factor receptor signaling pathway. The coding region runs from base 217 to 987 and encodes 256 amino acids. The transcript has 4 exons. The record is from RefSeq and is a predicted model, not a curated record. Gene Ontology annotation, molecular function: insulin-like growth factor II binding; insulin-like growth factor I binding. Gene Ontology annotation, cellular component: extracellular region. NCBI's taxonomy places the organism in Eukaryota, Metazoa, Chordata, Mammalia, Eulipotyphla, Erinaceidae.
CUGCUUGCGUAGGCCCUGGCUGUCUCAGCAAAACAAACUUAUUUUGAACACCGGCUGCGGGCGCUCAGGGUGGCUAAUUAUUAACCCCAGGUCCCAGCACUAUGUCCAGAGCCCUUCAUAAGGUGCCUGCACCUAGCAGCCAGCAUCAGCCACAGCACCACCACCACUGAGAGAAAACCACUGUGCUGCGAGCACCCACUUCUGUCUGCCACCAAGAUGACCGCUGCCCUCCACUGGCCGCUCUUGCUCCUGUUGGCUGCCCAGCUCUUCCAGGCUGCCCCUGCUCCCCAGAUCUGGCAGUGUGCCCCCUGUUCUGCAGACAACCUCAGCCUCUGCCCUCCGGUGCCUACGUCCUGCUCUGAGGUUACCAGGCCAGCCGGCUGUGGGUGUUGCCCGGUGUGUGCCUUGCAGCUGGAGGAAGCCUGUGGAGUGACCACUGCACGGUGUGCUCGGGGGCUCAGAUGCCGGGCCAGACCUGGGGAAUCUCGGCCCCUGUACGCCCUUACCCAAGGCCGGGGCAUCUGCAUGAGGGAAUUGGACGAGACCAGUACUGAGGCCACAGAGCCCAGCUCUCUAGAGGAUGUCACUACUGGGAGUUCAGAAGUCACCCAGGAAGACAUCCACCUGAUGACCCCAUCCAGAGAAGUGACCUCCAUCCUCUGGAAUGCCGUCAGUAAUUACGACAGAAUCAAGGGUCUCCAGAUUGACAGCAUUGACAGUAAAAAGGAGCCCUGCAAGCGAGAGCUUCAUGAAGUACUGGAUAGGUUAGCCAAGGAGCAGCAGAAGCCAGGAGCUCAGCUCUACAAAUUCUACCUGCCCAAUUGCAAGAAGAACGGACUCUACAAUAGCAAACAGUGUGAGACAACGCUGGAUGGGGUGGCUGGCCUCUGCUGGUGUGUCUACCCCUGGAAUGGGGAGAAGAUCCCCACGUCCCUGACAAGGAAAGGGGAUCCCAACUGCCAGCAGUACUUUGAGUCACAGAGCUGAAAGCCGACACUUUGUGAUGGAUUCCUUCACACCAGUUAUUUAAGUACAUAAUGUAUUUAUACCUUAGGAUACACACACACUUCUAAGCAUCUAUAUGUAUAUAUAGGAAGCACUUUUUAUACUCCAUGUUCUCCUUGAUUUGUAACCUUGUAGUUUAUUUAUUCACCAUUAAGUGUAUUUUUUUCUACACCAUAAAUUGUUCUAUGCUAAUUUAUACCUCACGAGAACUCUUCUCAACAUAUUGUUACGAGCAGGCUUGUGUUCUGGCUUCCAAAAGUUUGUACUUCUGUUUUUAAUGGGUGGAAAAUGCCAGAUGAAGACACGUGUAGGCUGUGACUUCUACCAAAGGCUUGGUGGCCAGUGGCUGAACUCUGGGAAAAGCAAGUCCAUCUCUGUUUCCUAGAGAUCCUAUUUCCUUAGGAGUUUGGUGUGCUUUGUGGUGAGGUAGAAGUGACACUGUUGCGACCUGUAAAUCAGACACUGGGUGUUUUUGUCAGACACAUUUGCAUGGUGCAAACAGAUUUGGAAUAAACAUUCCACCUGAGAACAA